Messenger RNA from Folsomia candida, 2582 nucleotides. RefSeq names its product pancreas transcription factor 1 subunit alpha-like. Gene Ontology annotation, molecular function: RNA polymerase II transcription regulatory region sequence-specific DNA binding; DNA-binding transcription factor activity, RNA polymerase II-specific; protein dimerization activity. NCBI's taxonomy places the organism in Eukaryota, Metazoa, Arthropoda, Collembola, Entomobryomorpha, Isotomidae. Gene Ontology annotation, biological process: regulation of transcription by RNA polymerase II; developmental process. Bases 1574 to 2227 code for a protein of 217 amino acids. The record is from RefSeq and is a predicted model, not a curated record. The transcript has 5 exons.
CAACUUGUUUUCGUGCACAUCAGUCUGUUGCCGAUCGAACCAUAAAUAUUAGAAUCGAAACCUUAUUGCAAUUGCAUAUACAUAAUUCUCAAUAAUGGAAAAAAUUCGCAAACCAUUCCACUUUCGGUGCAUCCCGAAUCCCGAUCCGAAAGUCUUUAAAAUUAUGAAAUUGUGUCUACUGCUCGCUGCAGGUCGUAUCAUUUACAAUCCAACUACCACCUACGCAUCCAGGUUUGAAAGCAGAUUGCAGUACGAGAACCACUGUGGUGAUUUGGCAAUAGCGUGUGUCGCAAGCUGUCCCGCAUUUCGACACCGGUGCUACGCGUCACAUGUUGCGGACAGCAUUCGAGAAGCUACAGGCGCUACACCACUUCCCAUUGUUCCAAUCAUUACGGGACAUCCCUUGUUGCCCGAGUGUGUGGACGAUAGUAAAAAUCGGCGUUAUUGUAUCCGGGCGAAAGACCACGAGCGUCCGGACGAUUGUUGUCCCGGGAUGAGCUGUGUUCCUUUCAAGCACGUGGAUGGAAGAUCUUCAGUGCUUGGAUACUGCUACUACUUGAACAAGUAGCGCAGGAAUAAAUUAUGUUAUGUAAUUAUGUAAGGGUGUAAAGUCGACUUUAUUUAUAGCACCACACUAAUUUUAUGAUCAAUAUAUGCACAUCAGCUACCAGUAGCGUGCCAGUUGAAACACUCUCUUCCCAUCUCAUCAGCAUAUGGACCGUUGGCAUUUUUAAGAUAACUGCUUACUUGGAUUUCCAGUUAGUGGUUCGACUAAUCCAUCAUCAUCGACGGAGAGGAUUGGACAAUAAAUGUCAAACAUUAGCUUUGAUGGUACGGCGCCUGGAUCAGGGGCGAACAUCGGACUGUGAUGAAAGUAAGAUUUGUGUGCGUUAAUAAAACUGAUCCAUCAUAAUCAUCCCAGGCAUCUGACAGACGCUCGCAGACCUAAAACAAAAGGUAUUGUCCGAAUCUGCCACAUGCAUGAGUGACAUCUUUUCACCCACGAUAUGAUGAGCACAAUGUUGCACGGUGGUUGUCUCCAAUCGCCACCUCGACUUAAUUAAAAUUGCACACAAUUUAUGUAAUCCGUUAACUUGCAAUGUGCAACUAGCUAUGUGUGUUUGGGUGGCAGGUCCAUACUUGUGAACGGGAUGAGAAUAACCGGGCACCGGGCGAAUAAGAUAAUGUGACAAUGACGAGUUCAAUUCCUCUAAUUUGACCAAUGUGCUAAUUCCAAAUUUAAAGUGAUAGUGCAAGUAAUUGAAUGGCGUGUCGUUGAACCAUUAAUUUUAGGACUACUCGAUAUGUAUAUAUAUGUGCAUAAAAGUGGACUGAAUAAGUUGGUUUAUUUGGUGGCGAUAUCGUGAGAAUGCUUUUAGUAAGCUAUACAAGAUUUAGGGAACCAGAUGCAGAGUUUCUCAUGUACCGGACACGACAUGGAGGAAUGGAAUCGAAACGGAGAUUCAUUGGCAGAUUGGCACAUUCAGAGACCAAAACGACCACAAUCCGUGAGCUGGUUUGAUCACUGGAAUAGGAAACUCAGUGGUGAUUGAAGUGAGCACUCGUCGUCGCCAUGUACUCCACCGGAGGGAUGGACCACUACGACAUGGAGACGAUGAACCGACAAUUCUUCGAGUCCUCUCACUUUGAGAUGAUGUCCGACUCCUUCUACAGCAACGGGAGUCACCACGAGAGUUCCUCCACCGACAUGGAUGACGAUUGUGGCGGUCUGUUGGACGAUUCGCCGCGCUCCUCGUCCGCGCUCAGUGACCAGGAAAAUGUUCGUACUCGGAGGAGAAAGCGCAGAUGUCCGGCUCAGCAGGUUCAGCAACGGCAAGCUGCGAACAUGCGAGAGAGAAAAAGGAUGCAGUCCAUCAAUGACUCCUUUGAAGGUCUUCGUGCCCACAUCCCCACGCUCCCGUACGAGAAGAGGCUCUCAAAAGUGGACACGCUCAAACUGGCCAUUGGUUACAUCAAAUUCCUCACAGACAUGGCCCAGGCAGACCACGGGUCGGAGAACAAAGGCCCCGCACCAGAACCUCCGAAAAAGGUCGUAGUUCAAAGUCAUAGAGGCAGUGAUUUCGGACCGGUCGGGGGUCAUUCGCUGUCUUGGUCGAGCGAGAAAGGAGAUCGGUACGGAUCAUCCGUGAUGAUUGCGAAAGUGUGGACUCCAGAAGAUCCGAGAAACGGGCGAUCCACAGGAGUUGGCGUUUUCCCAGAUCCGUAACUAUCCUCCUGAUUAGUUCUAGUCCAUAGAAUACCCCCGAAAAUAAUUUAUCCAUGCUACCAAAUGCACAUCAUCACUUACCAUAUGACCUUAAACCAUUUUGAAAUUUCAGCCUUGUCUUUCGAACCACUCUGUAACGAAAAAUACUGUAAAGAGAUGCAAUUAUUGUCACGUACAUAGAUUUUAAGAGAGUAUGCAAUGUAAUUUUUCACUGUACAUUUCAAACCUAUGUUGAGAAAGGUAUUGUUGUGCUGUCCGUGCUUUAUGUCCUAGUCAAUGGAACCUUAGAUUACUGCAGUAUAUUAGCAAAAUGGCAAAUAAAAAUGCUUCUAUUUGAAUGACAAAAUUUCAGAAA